UAACUUUUUAAAUUUUUUUAGACCAACAAUUGUUAACAAAAAACACAUGUGAUCCAACUAUUAUUAAAUCAAUAUGUCAUCUUGGCAAAAUUACAAUAAUCAAAACCAAGAAAUGGUUGAUAAAUUUACAAGGCUAGCCAUCAUUACAUCCAAGGAAGUAGAAAAUGCCUUUCGUUGUGUCAGUCGUGCUGCUUUUGUUUCAAAAGGUAUGCUUGCAGAAGCAUUUGUGGAUGCUCCAAUACGGGGUGUACCACAUAUCCACAUGUCUGCACCUCAUAUGUAUGCAGCUGUUCUGGAAGAUCUUGAACUUGAACCAGGCAUGUCGUUUUUGAACAUUGGAAGUGGUACAGGUUAUUUUUCUUGUCUCGCUGGAUACAUAAUUAAACAUCAUGGCAUAAACCAUGGUAUUGAAUUGCAUGAAGACCUUUUCGAGUUUUCAAAGGAACGCAUCAACGAUUUUUUAUCAAAUGGUCCAGUGGAUGCCAAGGAAAUUUGCCCUCCUGUUCUUCUUACUGGAAAUUGUUUCCAGCUUGAUCCUGGUCAACUUAAAUAUGACAGACUGUACUGUGGAGGGGCUUGUUCUCAAUCAACAAUAACUUUUUUUCUGGAAUUUUUGAAAGUUGGAGGUUUCUUAAUAGCACCAGUUGGGACAAAGUUAAUCAAACUGGAACGUGUUUCUCAUAAGGAAGGCGUAAAAACUGUCAUAAGUGAUGUAUGUUUUGCGUAUUUGACUCGCAUGGAGCCAAAGGAUGUAACCAAACUUCGACAUGGACUGUUACCACUUAUCCAGUUCCCUAUUAAGCUGAAAAAACCAAAAACUAAGAAAACAAUAUUUUUAAAACCGAAUUUCUCAGUGAGCAAUAGCCCUGCUAGGAAGAAAUUGUCGCGACUAAGAGCAAUUCAGCACAUACUGGACUGUUUAGAAGAAGACGGCCAUAUACCUCCUGCUUUAUGUUAUGUUCCACAGCGUGAUCAAAUAAAUGCAUACAAACAGUACAAGAGAGUUAUAGACUGUCAAACUCUUGCGAUGAUUCCUACUGAAAAUGAAAGCCCAAACAAAACAAAUGUUUCAGCCUCAAACCCUAUUUCUCCUGUUCAAACUAUUGAGGAAUCAACACAACUUUUAUCUUCUUUAUCAAGAACUGCUCCAAACCCACUUAUGACAAUACAAGAGUUUCUUUUAGCUGCAUCCCCACCUACCGUGUUUAACGAACUCUUUGGAAUGUCACGAACUGAGUCAUCGACUCGCAAUGAGAACAGAGAGGAGGGAACAUUUCUAGGUCCUAGAUUGACUUCAAGAGAUCAUAAUUUAGACCACACUGCAAGGUUAAAUGAAAGUGUCUUGGAUAUUUUAUCUCAGCAAGCAAUACCUUCAGCCAGAGAUAAAAUGCAUAUUAAUGAAUUUGAAAUUGGUGAAAAAAUUGCCAAUAAUAUUUGGGAGCAUUUAUGUUUUGACAAACUUUGGGAGAGUGUUGUGGAUUAUUAUUAUUCUGUUUGUUCGACGACAAAUGAGCGUCGAAAAAAGUGCUUUGAGCUAAAAGGUGUGGAAAUUGUAAAUCCUAAUGCUGCUAAAAAACUUGUAAAGAUGUUUAAGUUGAAAACGAAAAAGGUUAAAAUUAAUAAAAAGCAUGAUACAUUGAAUACAAAUGACAAUAAUAUAAACAUAUUUCCAGAAGUAUUGGGAGGUUGUCAAUUAAACAUUCCUGCGGAUGAAAAAAUGUGUAAGAAUCAAAUUGAAAAGUACGUUAUUAGCACGGAAGCGUCUAUUUGUGAAGAUGUCAAGAAAUGUGUGGACGGUUUGAUUGAUAAAAUUUGUGCAACAGAAGAAAAUUGUGAUAAUUCGGUACAUACUUUAAGUGGGAGUACUGAUAACAUAUAUUCUUCUUCCACCAGUUUGGAAGAUACAACUUUUGAUGACUCUUUGCAAAGUUCACCAUUGAAAUCUUCAUGUGAAAAUAAAUCAAGUCGAUAUGUUGAUAUCCAAACUGAUGACGAAACGUCAAGUCUUUUAUCUCAUGUUGGAAGUAAAGAUUGGACAAUUGAUCACGAUGUUCAGUUAAUUUCGUUCUUAGUAAGCUAUGAUAAAGAAAAAGAAAAUUUAUCACUGAGGGAUUGUGUACCAAAAGUUAUCACCUUGGAUAUUUUUGAAAAAGGGAAAUUGCUAAAAUUUCCUCUUCUUUCAUCAUUUCAACCAACGACACUUGGAUACCGAAGUAUAGCACUCCUUAGAGUCGCCAAAAUACUGGACAAUGUUUUAGAUGCGUUAGUUGGGCCUACGCUGGAGAGAAAUCAGUUCCACAAUCCUUUUGUAGAACGUUAUCCACUGCCUUCCUUCACUGCCGCGUCGUUUGAAGUGUCUGACAGUCAGUUGAAUGUAUUGGAAGCGCAAAGCUACAAAAAGGCAGCUUCUUUGAAAGAAGACGAAGAUGACGAGAUAGUGUACUUGAAGGCAAAAACUUCACAAGACGAAGAGUUGUUAAAAGAAGUGAAUUCCAUGAUCUGUUACGAAAUGAGCAACAUUAAAGACCAACAAUUGAUACUAACUCGUAAACUUGAAUUGAUUGAUAAUAUUGAUGAACAGUACAAAGAACAAAUAAAACUGCUGAAUCAGCAGGUUGAUUUGAUAGAAGAACAACAAAGACUUUUGUUUGAGGUGAAUAUCAGUUGUAACGAGCAUAUUUCUAAUCAACUUUCUCGUUCACAACAAAUUGUAGCUGAACGAAAGCAGCAACGACAAUCGCUGCUGGCUAAACGAGACAAAAUAUCUACGGAUAGGUCCUUUCAAUUAGCAGAAAGAAAAGAACUGCUAAGCAUGCUGGAGCAACUUUUAUCUUUAGAAACAAGACUAAAGAAUGAACUUCAGAUGUUGGGCAAAAAAGGAAUGGGAUAUUUGCGUGGGCACGGGAGUGAACUGUCCCAUUUUUCUUCAUUUGUACGAAGAGCUGAAAGCAUCUUGCAGCGAUUAAAAGCUACCAACUCGAAUAUGAACAAUAUUAUGAACAAUAAAGAUACAAUUGACACUGAAAAACCUAUAGACGAUAAAAAUAAGACAUUUUCCAGAUAUCAACCUGAAACAAUCCUUCCAAGGUGUCGAUUUUUACUGCCCCUAUCAAAAAAGAGGUACGCUUACAUCAAGGAAAUGUUGAGGACGACGGAACGUCCAUCUCCACGUCAUAUGCCCGUCAUCAGUGUAGAUCGACGAACUCCACUAUCAGAACGAAAUGCACAUGACAUCGACGACACUGUGUUCAUGCAAGUUUAUCAUGGCUUGAAGAAGAAAGAUCUUCAUUAUAGAUGGAAUAAAAAGUCAUAUGAGCAGUGGUGGGAAGUGAAGUUCAUAGGCGAGGGUAUAAUUGACCAAGGUGGAGGAUUUCGAGACAGUCUGACAGAAAUGUCAGAUGAACUCUGUCCUGCAGAUUCAAGCGUAAAAGACUGUCUACAUUUGUUUAUCAAGACACCAAAUCAAAAAACAAAAAUUGGAGAAUACCUGGACUGUUAUACCUUGAACCCUCAAUGCAAAGACUUUUAUCUUUAUCACUGGUUAGGUCAACUCAUGGGAGCUUGCUUUCGGACAGAUGAAACUUUACCUCUAUCUCUGUCUCCGCUAAUCUGGAAGAUGUUAGUUGGCGAACAAGUCUACUGGAAGAAAGAUUUCAUUCAAAUUGAUGAAGUAGCUGUCAGAAAUAUCGAUGGUUUGGAAAAUUUGGAUCCUGAUGCAUACAUGGGUUUAAAUGUUGAGCAAACAUACUCCACUGUACUUAGUGAUUCUUCACAAGUUGAAUUAAUUGAGGGUGGGUCGAACAUCGUGGUCAAGUGUGAUGAACGCGCUAAAUAUUCGCUGUUGGUUCGAAAAGCAAGAUUGAUGGAAUGCUGUGAACAGGUGAAGGCGUUACGCAAUGGAUUGUUGCUUGUAAUUCCAGAAGCGGUGCUUUCAUGUUUGACGUGGAGAAAUUUAGAAAGAGGAAUUUGCGGUGACAAUUUAAUUAGUGUUGCUGACCUAAAAGCAAACUGUCGUUAUGGUGACAACUUGCAGUCUUCGAGUCAAUGCGUUUUACACAUGUGGACUGCGUUGGCUAGUUUUACAGAUGAAGAAAGGAGUAGAUUUAUCCGAUUUGUGACUGGUCGUAAACGCCUUCCAAGUGCGUUUGUUGUGUCGCGCUCAUCUGUUGAUAAAGACAGCCUACCAAGUGCAACGACGUGUGGUAGCAAUUUAUUCUUACCAGACUAUUCAAGUAGUCAAAUAGCGAAGGAAAAAUUAAGAUACGCCAUUUACAAUUGUGUUUCCAUAGAUACAGAUACAAGCCCGUGGUAAUAUUUCAUGUUGUGUUUUUCUUCAAACGUUUGUUUCAUGAGGGCUUGGACAUCUGCGUUUCGCGCAACUUCAUAGGAUACAGGCUUGGACAUGUGCGUUUCGCGCAAAUUCAUAGGAUGCAGGCUUGAACAUGUGCGUUUCGCGCAACUUCAUAGGAUGCAGGCUUGGACAUCUGCGUUUCGCGCAACUUCAUAGGAUACAGGCUUGGACAUCUGCGUUUCGCGCAACUUCAUAGCAUGCAGGCUUGGACAUCUGCGUUUCGCGCAACUUCAUAGCAUGCAGGCUUGGACAUCUGCGUUUCGCGCAACUUAUAGUGUAAUUACUUUACCAACAAGCGAAGGUGUAAUAUAUAGGAGUCAGAUUAAAUUGUUAUUUUAUUACGAUCAGAUUUUUUUUUAAAUUUUUGUUUCUUUAAAAAUUUA
This is a messenger RNA of Hydractinia symbiolongicarpus, 4734 nucleotides long. RefSeq lists its product as uncharacterized. The transcript has 18 exons. The record is from RefSeq and is a predicted model, not a curated record. Gene Ontology annotation, molecular function: ubiquitin-protein transferase activity. Lineage: Eukaryota; Metazoa; Cnidaria; Hydrozoa; Anthoathecata; Hydractiniidae. The coding region runs from base 74 to 4312 and encodes 1412 amino acids.